AUGGAGCUUCCGGAUCAGAUCUACUGUCCGCCUGUUUCUUUGAACAUUGAUAACAUGAACUCCUCUUUGGCCACCUCUCCACUUUUAAAGCAUUUUUCGGUCAACAUGUCGACUCAGAGCGUCCCGUUUGAGGGCAGUAGCACCCUUAUGACUGCGCUCAUCUCCAUCACUGUUUUCGUGGCUGGUUUGAUUGGGAAUACCUUGGCCAUAUACGUCGUCCUGCGCUACGCCAAAAUGAAAACUGUUACCAAUAUUUACAUCUUGAAUCUGGCAGUAGCGGAUGAGCUUUACAUACUUGGACUGCCCUUCCUCACAACCCAAAAUGUGCUUUCUUAUUGGCCCUUUGGCUCGUUUAUGUGCCGCGUGGUCAUGACUGCAGACUCAAUGAACCAGUUCACGUCUAUUUUCUGCCUCACGGUCAUGUCUGUAGAUCGAUACCUGGCCGUAGUGCACCCUAUACGCAGCACCAAGUGGCGUCACCCGCGGGUGGCCAAAGUGGUGAGCGCUGCUGUGUGGGCUCUCUCCUUCAUAGUGGUCCUGCCAGUGGUCCUCUUCUCUGAUAUUCAGGAAACCUUUAAUUCCUGCAACAUGAUUUGGCCUGAGCCGAAAGACGUGUGGUCGACAGCCUUUAUCCUGUACACAGCCACAGUGGGCUUCUUUGGACCUCUUCUCAUCAUUUGCCUGUGCUACCUGCUUAUUGUAAUCAAGGUGAAGUCUUCAAGCGCUCGGGUGGGGUUCACAAAGCGGCGGAGAUCAGAGCGUAAAGUGACCCGUAUGGUGGUUGUGAUUGUGAUGGCGUUUGUGCUCUGCUGGCUGCCCUUCUUCAUCAUCAACAUGGUCAACCUCAUGGUCAUCAUUCCUGAGUCCAGUGCCACGGCCGGGAUUUACUUCUUUGCCGUGAUACUGUCCUACGCCAACUCCUGUGCCAACCCACUGCUCUACGGUUUUCUCUCUGACAACUUCAAGCAGAGUUUCAGAAAGGUGUUAUGUGUGAAGAGUGUUCGCUGUCAAGCCAAUGAUGUGGAUGAUGGGGACCCUAGCGCCCCUCGAACCGAAAAAACUACCACAGCGCAAGACGGCCUUCUACUUUCUCCUCGCAAUCAGGUCUACCACCAGCCCCAGUGCAGCCAGAUCUCCCCCCAGCCUCCUGGAUCUCCCCCCUCCCACGCAGCAGCUGCCGACCUGCACCUCUUCUCUCCGUCGGGCCAGUGCUUCUUUGCUGGUUUAGAGAAUGGACCAAACUCUCAUAAGACUACUAUUGUAAACCAGGACAAAUCACCCACAGCCCUCACCACUCCCUCCUUUGUAACCCCACAGUGA
Boleophthalmus pectinirostris (great blue-spotted mudskipper) is the source of this 1320-nucleotide messenger RNA. RefSeq names its product somatostatin-like receptor F_48D10.1 (gene sstr5). The transcript has 5 exons. NCBI's taxonomy places the organism in Eukaryota, Metazoa, Chordata, Actinopteri, Gobiiformes, Gobiidae. Gene Ontology annotation, biological process: regulation of insulin secretion; cellular response to glucocorticoid stimulus; neuropeptide signaling pathway. Gene Ontology annotation, molecular function: somatostatin receptor activity; neuropeptide binding. The coding region runs from base 1 to 1320 and encodes 439 amino acids. The record is from RefSeq and is a predicted model, not a curated record. Gene Ontology annotation, cellular component: neuron projection; membrane.